Molecule: messenger RNA, 728 nt
Organism: Musca domestica (house fly)
Lineage: Eukaryota; Metazoa; Arthropoda; Insecta; Diptera; Muscidae
Product: ryncolin-4-like
Exons: 3
Coding region: 1-621 (206 amino acids)
Source: RefSeq, a predicted model, not a curated record
AUGUUAGUGAACGAAGCCAGUUUAAUGUUGGGUGGUACUGAUGCUGUGGUGGACAAAACUGAAUACCAUGAAAUUCGGACAAAUACCAAAAAGCCGGGGGAUAUUGUCAUACAACGACGCAUUGAUGGUUCGGAGGAUUUCUUCCGACCAUGGGCUGAUUAUAAAAAGGCAUUUGGCAAUAGUUCUAGAGAGUUUUUCAUUGGCAUUGAUAAAUUGAAUAAACUCACCAAUUCCCGUCCCUAUGAGUUGCUGAUUCUUAUGGCAGAUUGGGAAAAUGAUAGUCGUUUUGCCAGAUACGAUCAAUUCAUAAUUGGCAACGAAGCUGAUAAAUAUGUUCUCAAGGAAUUGGGUAAAUACAGUGGUUCCGCUGGAGAUGCCUUGGGCUAUUCCUUGGGUCAGAAAUUUACAACAAAGGAUGAAGAUAAUGAUGUUUGGAAUAAAAAUUGUGCUGUUGAAUGUACCGGCGCCUGGUGGUAUAAGGAUUGUCACAAAAGCAAUCUCAAUGGCCGUUAUAUCAAAGGCGGCACCACCACUGCCUUUGCCCAAGGCGUUGAUUGGGAUCCAUGGAAGGGACAAUAUUAUUCGUUGAAAUUUGUUAAAAUGAUUUUACAUCUCACAUAGAAAGGACAAUUUAUGCACCUAAACUACAAAUAUAAAUACUUAAAUAAUGAAAAAAAUGUGAAUUUGAAAAUAUUUCUUGAUGACAAUAAAAAUAGAUUUCAAGAUAA